AUGUCCCGUGCCGAGGUGCCGCUCAUGCGCAAAAAGAGGAGGAGCCGGCAGAGUGCUCGAGCCUCUGCCGUCGCCAUCGACGCUGCCACCUCGGACGUCGGGCAAGAGGUCGUGGAGAGGCGGGCUUUCUGCCUGGAAGACUACGUUACGGCGGCUCGCAACCCAUCCAAGACACUCUCGGCCAGCCUGUUCAUGUUCUUCGCCACACUGUUCAGCACCGUCGCCCUCGGGAGCCUGAUUGAGAAGCAGACGCUCAGCCGCAUCGGCCUGACCGAGUACCUCUACAUGAACUCGCUCGCCGGCAUCAUCCACUCGCUGCUUGGCACGCAACCGCUCCUUGUCAUCCGACCAACUGGGCCCGUCACAGCGAUCAUCAUCAAGCUGUCCGGCACGUCGGAUCACUUCGGCUUCAAUUUUCACCACUUCCUCGCCGCGACGGGCGUCUGGGUCGGCCUCUUGCUCGCGGCCAUGGCGGUUGCCCGUGUCUCGCGCUACGCCUACCGCCUCACUCCCUUUACGCACGAGAUAUUCGCCUGCUUUGUCUGCUCAAUUUACCUCUCCGACGGCAUCAGCUCCUGUAUCGCGCGCCUUGAAGGCUCCGAGGCCUCCUUUGAGCGCUUCGGUACGGCCCUCUUCAACCUUAAUCUCGCGGCUAUCACGUUUGGCGGCUCGGCCGUACUCGCCGGCGCCGUGAGCUGGAGACUCCUGCCUCGCUCCAUGCGUGCCGUGAUUGCCGACUACGCCGUGACCAUUGCUGUAGUAUUCACAACCGCAGCCAGCUUGUGGUCCGACAUCGCAGCCCCGCGGGUGGAGCGCAUCUCCAUGCCGAGCACGUUCUCCCCGACGUGCCACCACACGCCGUCCGACUUUGAGUGUCUUCACCAGCACGUACCAGAGCCAUCGCUCGUGACCGCCCCGCCCCGCGCUUGGUUCGUCGGCUUUCCGGUCGAACCCUUCUGCUGGCUCGUCGCGCUCGCUGCCGCGCUGCCCAUCUCCUUCUUCUUUUUCAUCGACCAGAGCAUUUCGUCGCUGCUCUGCCAGCUCCCUUCCAUGGGCCUUCGCCGGGGCACAUACAUGCACGUAUCGCUCCUGAUCGUUGGCGUCUUCAACGCUGUCGGCCCGGCAUUCGGACUACCAUUCGUGACUGGAAGCCUCCCGCACUCGCCGCAGUUUGUUGCAGAGUCACGCGUCGCACCGUUGCUCAUGUACACCCUGAUGGGCCUGCCACUUCUCUCUCCCGGCUUGCUCAAGCUCAUCCCGGAGGCGGCGAUCGACGGCAUUCUCGCCUACGUCGGCUACGAAGGCAUCGUGUCGACCGACCUAGUGCUGCACGGCUUCACUGCUAUCCAGCUGGCUAUGCUCGCCUUGUGCUGGGCGGUCAACCUCUCGCCUGCGGGCCUCUGCGUGGCCUUUGUCGUGCUGUCUCUGAUCCCGCUGCGUGAGCGGCUCCUGCCGCGCUACUUCUCGACCGAGCAGCUCGCCGUGCUCGAUGGGGGCAGUCUCGCUUCGCCGCUGACACCACAGCCCACCCCGCCCAAAGCUCGGCCCAGUCGCGUGGCGCCCGAUCCGCACAUGAGCCACGCAAUCGUGGUGCACGGCGAGGCACCGCUCGCAGCGGCGGCCAACGAGGAGACAGCAGAGGUAACAGUCGGAGACCAAGCCGAACUGAGCGCACGACUGACUGAGCCAGACUUCUCACAGCCGCCCGAGGAGACGAGAGUUUCGAGGGAGAAGGUGGUGGUGGAUUACCUCGACUAG
Messenger RNA from Emiliania huxleyi CCMP1516, 1758 nucleotides. RefSeq lists its product as hypothetical. The coding region runs from base 1 to 1758 and encodes 585 amino acids. NCBI's taxonomy places the organism in Eukaryota, Haptophyta, Isochrysidales, Noelaerhabdaceae. The record is from RefSeq and is a predicted model, not a curated record. The transcript has 3 exons. Gene Ontology annotation, biological process: transmembrane transport; monoatomic ion homeostasis; monoatomic anion transport. Gene Ontology annotation, molecular function: solute:inorganic anion antiporter activity. Gene Ontology annotation, cellular component: plasma membrane.